Colletotrichum phormii is the source of this 725-nucleotide messenger RNA. RefSeq lists its product as uncharacterized. Lineage: Eukaryota; Fungi; Ascomycota; Sordariomycetes; Glomerellales; Glomerellaceae. The record is from RefSeq and is a predicted model, not a curated record. The transcript has a single exon. Bases 94 to 567 code for a protein of 157 amino acids.
AUCAGGUCGCACGCUGCAAGCCUGCAAGGCUGUCCCAGUCCUGGUGGCUCAGCUCUCUGAAUGGGGGACGACUAACCCGUAAGUGGCUGCAGAAUGGGCCACCAGUGCGCGGCAAAAAAAGUCGGCAUCGAUAUCGAUGGCAUCUUGCCGAUGUCUCUCAGCGAUCCGUCGGCUACUGGCGCCCUCCCUGAUGGAAUGGAAGACGCGCCGCUGAUUCUUGAAACUUCAAUGGAACAGUUUCCAACUCUGUUCUCUUGUCGACUCGGGAAGUGGAUCCAUCAUAGGAUCCCUGAACCUGCUCCCUUCCAUUGGAAUCAACUUGCGUCUUGGCUCUUCACCUGUUUGGGCCCUUUUGGUUCUGGCUGGUACGAUUUUUCUCCCAGCCGGAAACUCCUCAUUACCGGCCUAAGGGAUCUUUGGGCAGACUGGGAGAUACGACAGAACGAUCCGUCACGUCCAUUGGACGUUCGGAAUCGCCACGAGGAACCUGCGGUGAUACUCUGUAGAGUUUUGAUUCUGUCUCGACUGCGACAGCCCAACCCGACGAUCUGGACUGUGAUGGUCUGAUGACAGCCCGCCGCCCAAGGGACCUCGCACUCAUCCCGUCUCGCCGAACCUUGGAUUCUUCCAUGCGAAAUCGAUGACAGGUUCUCCAGGCUGAAUCUUAAUGCGCCGUAGGGCCGGCUGAUACCGUUUAGACACCGUGCUGCUGAGAACCAUCUUGA